Molecule: messenger RNA, 1611 nt
Organism: Syngnathoides biaculeatus (alligator pipefish)
Lineage: Eukaryota; Metazoa; Chordata; Actinopteri; Syngnathiformes; Syngnathidae
Gene: ctsd
Product: cathepsin D
Exons: 9
Coding region: 99-1289 (396 amino acids)
Biological process (GO): proteolysis
Cellular component (GO): lysosome
Molecular function (GO): aspartic-type endopeptidase activity
Source: RefSeq, a predicted model, not a curated record
AUGACUUGGUCACGUGAUAAGACUCUUCAGGGGUGUUGGGGUUUCUCAACAAAGCGUCAUAGUUUGGGCUUCGGAUUCUCAAUUUUCCAAGCAGAACAAUGAGGAGUUUUUAUCUGUUUCUUUUUUCGUCUUUAGUCCUGUCGAGCUGCACGAUUGUUAGAAUUCCCUUAAAGAAAUUCCGCUCCAUCAGACGCGAAUUGACUGACUCGGGGAGAAAUGCAGAGGCGCUUGUGGCCAACAAGCUUUCCCUCAAGUACAACUUUGGCUUUCCUUCUAGUAAUGGACCAACUCCUGAGACCCUUAAGAACUAUUUGGAUGCCCAGUAUUACGGCGAGAUUGGCCUGGGCACCCCCCCUCAGCCCUUCACUGUAGUCUUUGACACUGGGUCUUCCAACCUGUGGGUUCCCUCCAUCCACUGCUCCCUCCUUGACAUUGCUUGCUUGCUUCACCACAAAUACAACUCUGCCAAGUCCAGCACAUAUGUAAAGAAUGGCACUUCUUUUGCGAUCCAGUACGGAAGCGGCAGUUUGUCGGGCUACCUGAGUCAGGACACGUGCACCAUUGGAAACAUUGCUGUGGAGAACCAGCUCUUUGGGGAAGCUAUAAAGCAGCCCGGGGUGGCUUUUAUUGCUGCCAAGUUUGAUGGGAUUCUGGGAAUGGCCUAUCCACGCAUCUCUGUGGAUGCUGUGGCACCAGUCUUUGACAACAUCAUGACCCAGAAGAAGGUUGAGCAGAACAUGUUCUCCUUCUACCUGAACAGAAAUCCUGACACUGAGCCAGGUGGCGAGUUGCUGCUGGGAGGAACGGACCCCAAAUACUACACUGGUGAAUUCAGCUAUGUCAACAUCACCCGUCAAGCCUACUGGCAGAUCCACAUGGACUCGUUGCAAGUGGGCGGAGAGCUGAGUUUGUGCAAAGGCGGUUGUGAAGCCAUCGUGGACACCGGCACAUCUCUGAUCACUGGCCCGGCUGCUGAGGUCUUGGCUCUGCAGAAAGCCAUCGGAGCCACUCCACUCAUCCAGGGAGAGUACAUGGUGAACUGCGAUAAGAUCCCUUCACUGCCAGUUAUUACUUUCAACGUGGGUGGCCAGUCCUAUAAGAUGACUGGAGACCAAUAUGUCCUAAAGGAGAGCCAAGCUGGAAAGACCAUUUGUCUUAGUGGCUUCAUGGGUCUGAACAUCCCACCCCCAGCAGGCCCCUUGUGGAUUCUUGGAGACGUCUUCAUCGGCCAGUACUACACUGUGUUUGACCGAGAGAACAACAGGGUUGGCUUUGCAAAGUCCAAAUAAGGAUUUAAGAGCUUAAUACACAUGGCGGUACAGUCCUUAAGAGUUGACAUUUUUAAAAACACAUGUGCUUCACAGCUUUUAUUGCUUUGCAAUCAAACCCCAUUUCGCUAAAGGCAAUGUGUAGCGUUAUCUCACACUUUACUGAAAAUGUUGACUUCUUACUGGUUUUAGAAGUGAUGUGUGUGCUGAUUUAAGAAAGAUGAUCUGGCUUUCAUUUUCAUCAGGGACUUGUUUUAAACUGUCACCUGAAUUAAAUGCAGUUUUAAGGUACGGACUUUGAUUUUGUGAUUGUCCUUAUUUCCAAAAUAAACAAUUAAAAUCA